GCGGGGACGGGCGACGCGCGGCGGCGGUGCCUGGGGUGCCGGGGCGGCGGGCGCUGCCGGGCGAGGCGGGAUGCGGGCGGCCCACGGGCUCUGCGCGGCGCUGGCCCUGCUCCUGCUACCGGCCGGCGGCCGGGCGCUGCGCGACGGGGACUGCGAGGUGUGUGUCACGUUCCUGGGAAGGUUCUACCAGAGUUUAAAGGACAAUGACAUCGAAUUCACACCUUCCAGUAUUGAAAAGGAGCUCUUGAAAUCCUGCAAAGAAGCAAAAGGCAAAGAGAACCGCCUGUGCUAUUACAUUGGGGCUACAAGUGAUGCAGCCACCAAAAUCAUUAAUGAGGUGUCAAAGCCCAUGAGUCAUCACAUCCCCGUGGAAAAGAUCUGUGAGAAGCUAAAGAAGAAAGACAGUCAGAUCUGUGAACUAAAAUACGACAAGCAGAUCGACCUGAGCACGGCUGACCUGCGCAAGCUGCGCGUCAAGGAGCUGCGGCGGAUCCUGGACGACUGGGGUGAGGUGUGCAAGGGCUGCGCAGAGAAGUCUGAUUUCAUCCGCAGGAUCCACGAACUGAUGCCCAAGUACGCGCCGAGGGCAGCCGGCGCCCGGGCGGACCUGUGAGGGGCGACCCCGGGGCUCUGAGGGGCGACCCCGAGGUGACCACGGGCUCUGAGGCGUCUUGGAGGGGCGAUCGCAGGGCACCGAGGGGCGAUCCUGGGGUGACCCUGGGGCUCUGAGGGGCGAUCCCCGGGCUUUGAGGGGCGAUUCUGGGGUCGAGACCGGUGCUCCAAGGGGUCUCUGAGGGGCGACCCCGGCCCCGCGCUUUGUACGGGACGUUCAUUAAAGUUCGCCGGUGUGCACCGGGCGGA
This is a messenger RNA of Pipra filicauda (Wire-tailed manakin), 861 nucleotides long. RefSeq names its product mesencephalic astrocyte derived neurotrophic factor (gene MANF). The transcript is spliced from 4 exons. Lineage: Eukaryota; Metazoa; Chordata; Aves; Passeriformes; Pipridae. The record is from RefSeq and is a predicted model, not a curated record. The coding region runs from base 71 to 613 and encodes 180 amino acids. Gene Ontology annotation, cellular component: endoplasmic reticulum. Gene Ontology annotation, biological process: neuron projection development; dopaminergic neuron differentiation.